Pochonia chlamydosporia 170 is the source of this 1548-nucleotide messenger RNA. Its product is annotated as ferric-chelate reductase. The coding region runs from base 1 to 1548 and encodes 515 amino acids. The record is from RefSeq and is a predicted model, not a curated record. NCBI's taxonomy places the organism in Eukaryota, Fungi, Ascomycota, Sordariomycetes, Hypocreales, Clavicipitaceae. Gene Ontology annotation, cellular component: plasma membrane. Gene Ontology annotation, molecular function: ferric-chelate reductase activity. The transcript is spliced from 5 exons. Gene Ontology annotation, biological process: intracellular iron ion homeostasis; copper ion import; iron ion transport.
AUGGCAAUAAUGGAAACUACACUGAUUUACUCUAUUGGAUUCGGUGCUCUCUUUCUCCUGCUUAUUCUUCGUCUCCCCAUCUACCACUUUACCAAGGCUGCCUGCCCGCUAAUUUUGGAGCUAGGGGACUUUCCACCAAUUCAUGCAUUUGUUAAAUUUAUACACAGAUUGACAUCUGAACAUCUCAUCUAUCCAACUAUUUUACGCCGAGGCAAGUACAUCGGCCGCUGGAGCCGCAGCGAUACCUUAUUGCUGCUGGUUUACUUCGCCAUCAACAUAUCAUGUAUCUUGGUUCCUCUGCCCGAUAUUGAUCAGGUUUGCCGUCGAUCGGGAACACUUUCGGUCGUCAACUUACUCCUCGUUUUUGCUGCACCGCAUUUGAGCUUUCUUGCUGACCUGCUUGGGCUAUCGUUACACUCAUGUCGACGUUUUCAUGCAUCUGCAGGAAGUGCGGCCUUCUUGCUUGCAGUUUGUCAUGCUAUUUUUGCGGCAGUUGCUCAGAAAAAACUUGAUUUGGAAAAACCGCGCGAUUUAUUCGCGUUGAUAGCGAUCGUGUCACUUUGCGCCCAGCUAAUUCCCUUGGCACUGCGGCAGUUCAAUUACGAAAUUGCUCUGCGAACUCAUCAGCUCCUUGCCUUUGUAUUUGCAUACGCCAUUUGGCGUCAUAUACCACCUGAAGGUUUCUUCCCGCGAAUUUACCUAUACAUAGGAGCAGGCUUAUUUCUCGUAACGUGUGUCACCUUGUCGCUGCUUGCCUUUUAUCGCAACAAUCUAGGUCUCUCUCGAGCUCGCAUAUCGUAUGAUCUUCACACGAUCAAGGUGCGCGUACACCUUCGUAAGCCGUUAAAGGUGGAAGCUGGACAGUACAUAAAUCUUUGGGUGCCUGGGGCUAGUCUAUGGUCCUUUGCACAAACGCAUCCAUUUGCAGUGACGUCUUGGUCCAACGAGCCCCAAGACCAUCUGGAUUUGUUCAUCGAACCUGGUGGAGGGUUCACUAAGGACCUGUUCGGUCUGUCGGAUUAUGGCCCAACAACCAGUAUUGUCUUCUUCAGUGGUCCCCACGGCAAGCAGUUGCCAAUUCAUGAAUACGAAAACAUCGUUAUGAUGGCCACUGGGUUCGGCAUUGCUGCUCACUUGCCCUAUCUUCGGAAGCUUAUUCAUGACCACCACAGUCACAAGUCACCAAUUCGACGGAUCCACCUCGUUUGGCAAAUGAAACAACUUGACGUUGGUAUUGCUGCCGAGCAACUACUAAACGAAGCUUUGGCGGAGGAUAAACUGGAUGGAGACUAUAUCCUCCGCAUCUCACUGUAUUCAGAGUCGGAAGACAUUUGUGAGACACCUUUUGGCAGCAGAGCCACUGUAUAUCGUGGUAAAAUACCUCUGAGAACCGUUUUUCAGACAGAAAUUGCGGAGUGGCGCCCAAAGAGUCGAACCGUGAUAUCGGUAUCUGCCGAUGGUGCUUUCCGUGACGACAUGGUAGCCCUCCUGCGAGAAUUCCCACAUAGCAAUAUAAAUUUGGCUCAUACGGAAUAUCAACCCUUGUAG